CCUCACUCUUCCACAAAAACAUACACAACUUUUUCUUUCUUUUUUUCUCCCCCAAGCAAACGACACUCAUUUUGUCACUUCUCUCUAACCAGUCCUUGAUCAUGGCAAAGGACAAUGAAGGACACCAAGGAGGGUACGGGGCCAAGGACUACCAAGACCCUCCGCCGGCGCCACUCAUCGACGCGGAGGAGCUAGGGCAGUGGUCCUUCUAUAGGGCGAUCAUAGCCGAGUUUGUGGCCACUCUCUUGUUCUUGUAUGUCACUGUUCUCACAGUCAUUGGCUACAAGAGCCAGACCGAUGCAGCCAAUGGCGGCGACGGCUGCGGCGGCGUCGGCAUUUUGGGAAUUGCCUGGGCCUUCGGUGGCAUGAUCUUCAUCCUUGUCUACUGCACUGCCGGCAUCUCCGGAGGACACAUAAACCCGGCAGUGACGUUUGGGCUAUUCUUGGCGAGGAAGGUGUCGUUGGUCCGAACCAUUUUGUAUAUAGCGGCUCAGUGCUUGGGGGCCAUCUGUGGCUGUGGCCUCGUCAAGGCCUUCCAGAACUCUUACUACGACAGGUACGGCGGUGGAGCCAAUUCUCUCGCCGAUGGCUACAGCAACGGCACCGGAUUAGCUGCCGAGAUCAUCGGCACAUUUGUUCUCGUCUACACCGUUUUCUCCGCCACCGAUCCCAAGAGGAGCGCUAGGGAUUCCCAUGUUCCCGUCUUGGCACCACUCCCAAUUGGGUUUGCAGUGUUCAUGGUUCACCUGGCAACAAUUCCCAUCACCGGAACCGGGAUCAACCCUGCUCGGAGUUUCGGCGCCGCGGUGAUUUACAAUAAGGACAAACCAUGGGAUGACCACUGGAUUUUCUGGGUGGGACCCUUCAUUGGCGCUGCAAUUGCUGCCUUAUACCACCAAUACAUUUUGAGAGCAGCUGCUGUUAAAGCUCUCGGAUCAUUCAGGAGCUCUUCCCACACUUAAUCUCUCUAAUAAUUAAGGGAAAAAUAUUUGGAAGACACAAAAAAUGCUUUGGGAAUGGUGUAUUAUGUAUAUUGGCUUAAGUACUAGUGGUAAUUUGGUGUUUCUCUUUGUAUUGGGCCACUUGUUUUAAAUGUGUCCCCUAAAGCUGCAUUUUCUUUGCCUCUUGUCUUUUUCUGCGUCUUUUUCUUUUCAGUGUUGUGUACUAAUCAUGUUUAUCACAAGAAUUAAUGAUCAGAAAAUUGUGUUGUUUU
Molecule: messenger RNA, 1213 nt
Organism: Morus notabilis
Lineage: Eukaryota; Viridiplantae; Streptophyta; Magnoliopsida; Rosales; Moraceae
Product: aquaporin PIP2-2
Exons: 4
Coding region: 102-962 (286 amino acids)
Biological process (GO): transmembrane transport
Cellular component (GO): plasma membrane
Molecular function (GO): water channel activity
Source: RefSeq, a predicted model, not a curated record